AGAAAAAACCUUCCUGUGCUGAAGGCGGGGCCACGGGAACGCGCGUCCACGACCUUCCAAGCGCGCUCCCGGGCCGUGUCUCCUUCAGCUGUGUCAGAGGAGCAGGUUGGUGUGUGAGGUUGAGCUUCCCCGCUCUGGCGCGUCUCUGCUCCUCCGGCUGAAAUGGGAUUUGUGCGUUCCGAGUGGACACCGACCGGCUCCUGCGCUCCUGCUUCUGUCCGCCUUCUAGUCUCCUUCAGCCGGGGAAACCCUGCAGCGCAAGUGUGAGCGCUUACAUCCGCACCGAACAGCGUCUCUCUCCCUCCCUGUGAAGCCCGUUUGUUUCCCGACGCUUCAUUUAUGGACUAAAGAAGCUCCGAGUGAGCGUGUUUGUAAUUUCCGUUCACACAGCUGAAGAUGGAGACGAUGAUGGAGAGGGAGUGCAGCGCGCUGGGGGGGCUUUUCCAGACUGUCAUUGGAGACAUGAAGGGCAGUUACCCCGUCUGGGAUGACUUCAUCAGCAAGGCCAGCAAACUACAGUCACAGCUAAGGACGACGGUUGUCGCUGUAGCAGCCUUCCUGGAUGCCUUUCAGAAGGUGGCCGACCUGGCAACUAACAGCCGAGGGGGGACCCGGGACAUCGGUUCAGCCCUCACCAGGAUGUGCAUGAGGCAUCGCAGCAUCGAGGCCAAACUACGCCAGUUCUCCAUGGUGUUUCUGGACUGUCUGAUCAACCCUCUACAGGAGCAGAUGGAGGAGUGGAAAAGAGUCGCCAACACUCUGGAUAAAGACCAUGCCAAAGAGUACAAGAAAGCCCGUCAGGAGAUCAAGAAGAGAUCAUCAGACACUCUAAAGCUGCAGAAGAAAGCUAAGAAAGCUGAUGUUUUCGGCCGUGGAGACCUGCAGCCCCAGCUGGACAGCGCCAUGCAGGACGUCAGCGAUAAGUACCUGCUGCUGGAGGAGACGGAGAAGCAGGCGGUGAGGAGGGCGCUGGUGGAGGAGAGGAGUCGCUUUUGCUGCUUCGUGUCCAUGCUGCGGCCUGUCGUGGAGGAGGAGAUGUCCAUGCUGGGGGAGAUUACACACCUCCAGACGCUGACAGACGACCUGAAGAUGCUAACCAUGGACCCACACAAGCUGCCCGCUUCCAGUGAGCAGGUAAUCGUAGACCUGAAGGGCUCCGAGUGCACCUGGUCCUACCAAACUCCUCCCUCGUCACCAAGCACCACCGUAUCCAGGAAGUCCAGCAUGUGCAGCAGCCUGAACAGCGUGAACAGCAGCGACUCUCGCUCCAGCGGCUCACACUGUCACUCCCCGACCUCCCACUUCCGUUAUCGCGCCUCCUCCUCCUCUUCCUCCUCAGUGCUGCCCCAGCAGACACCUGCCCGCCUCUCUUCAAUCUCCUCACACGACUCUGGCUUCAUCUCUCAGGACGCCUACCAGUCCAAAUCCCCUUCACCGAUGCCCCCAGAGACCCUGCAGUUGACAAAUGGGUUUGACCAUCACGGAGCCCAGGACCCCCACCUCCACCCUUCAUACUUCUCCUACUCCUCUCCCACCACCACUACCACCACCUCUCCCAUCUCCUCGCCCUCCUGUUCGUCCGUUUCACCCACGUGGCCGUGGUCUCGCUCAGGCUGCGGCCAAUCAGGAGAGUUCCUGCCUCUCAGCCCCUCGGGGCUUGGAGUGAUCCCAUCAUCCAGAGUCCCGUCCUGGAAGGAUUGGGCCAAACCAGGCCCGUACGAUCAGCCCAUGGUUAAUACCCUGAAGAGGAGCAAGGACAGGAGAGAGACUACAGAUCCCAGCAGCCACCAGGGUGCUGAUGUCACCACACCAGGAGAGGAGCCAAACAGGGGCAAAGGAAACAACACUUCAUCAUCCCCCAAGGUGGACAGGGAGACCCGUGAGGAGCUGGCCAGAGCUCUGGCCCGCGGCCUCCAGCUGGACAUCCACGGCUCCAGCAGAGAUUCCCUGCAAGGCUCCAGCGGCUACAGCAGCCAGACCAACACACCCUGCUGCUCAGAGGACACCAUCUCCUCACAGGUAUCGGACUGUGACUACUACUCUGUGGGAGCAGAUCAGGAGGUGGAGCAGCAGUCCUCAGACUUUGAUAAAUCCUCCACCAUCCCGAGGAACAGCGACAUCACCCAGUCCUACCGCCGCAUGUUUCAGUCUAAACGCCCUGCUUCCACUGCUGGCCUGCCUUCCAACCCCUCUGCUGUAAUCACCCCGGGGGUUGCUACUAUCAGACGGACACCGUCCUCCAAACCCAACUUGCGACGACCAUCCGGGGGCCUCAACCUGGGCCCCAUCCCCAUCAAGCCCCCCAUGAUCCCAGUUAAGACUCCCACUGUGCCUGAACACCCUGGAUUCCCCAGCAAAGCAGCGUCAGAAGACGGCAACACCCCGCGGACCCCGCUAAGCCCGGCCACCACUCCUCUGUCACCAGGCAGCAACGGGUCAUUGUCACCAAAGUCUGUCCCUUGGGAGAUCCAGCACAUGGGCAAGGGAUUGGAUCCUCCAACCCCACCUCCACAGCCCAGCGGUCGGUCAUCAGAGUGGGAGCGCCGACCCCUCCCAGAGCUCUUGGAGGAAACAGAAUACGCUGAGGUGGAGGACUUUCUGGUGGCCAUCCGACGAGGUGUCAAGCUCAAGAAGACGACAACCAACGACCGAUCAGCACCAAUGAUUCACUGAGACUGCAAAGGUUGGUUUGACAUGAGCCAUUUUGUGUCCCUGGCUGAAAAUACUGUUGGAAGGGACACAAAAUGGUUAAUGCUAAGUAAAAGCAAAUCGCUAUGACAUCAAAUGGAUGCCAGUAACAGGAGGAAGUUGCCCAGAGACUCUGAUUGAGGAUCAUUUUAGAAAUCUUGUCUUUUAGCAGUGAUUACAAAAAAAUGUGCAUUUUCACAGUUUGGCCAAAGAGUAAUAAUAUUUGCAUUUAAAUCAAACAAAGACCGAGUCCAUUGUCAGCUGGGAUCGCCUCCAGCCUCACCUGCACAGGUGCACAAGGAGAAAUUUUAAGUAAACUUUCCACAAAGUGUUGACUGGACUUGUUAAGCACAUCUCCCUUUAAAAUCAGUUCUAGUUCCUGCGCGAGGCCGAGCCAGGAACUCUGAUCCGAGAUCGUUUCCUCAGGGCAACUUCGAUAACAGAGCGAGGGAGACGGGAUCAUCCUGACGACCGAGAGACGCCUGGACAAGGUCGACCUUGUAGCAGGAAAAAAGAGGCUUAAAUGAAAUGAAAUCCUAAUGUUGGGGAGAAGUGAAGGUAGAAGAAGAAGAGAACACUUCUCAGACAGACGACGCUGAGCUGGGAGGAGUGAUGGAAUAUUUUCGAAAGAUCAAAUCAUUAUUUGUAUGUACAUAUUUCUAUUUUGAUGUGUUUGUAUGUUUUACACCCUCGUAGUCUCCCAUUUCCACUAAAGGUGCCAAAAGCCUGUGUGCUGAAUACGACUUACAUAUUUAAUGCUGGAUUUUCUUUAUGUACAAACAUGAGUAUGGUGUUUGACAGAGAGUUGUACUUGGACACCACCUGAAAGAGGAUUUGUAUAUGUAGAGCAGCGUAUUGAAGAGUGGCGUGUAACCAUUCGCAACUAAGGAUUUUCUGUUGUUACAGUAGACUGACCUGCGUGUAUUCAGUUUGCCUCAGUAUAAAUGAUCCUUUUGCCUCUUAAACCGAAUAAGAAAACCCCGGCAGCAGGAGAGGAUCAGGAACUCUGGAUGGAACAACUCGAGGUUAAGGCUGCUGUCCAAACAACGUCCCGGCUCUGAAUUUCUAAGCUGAAAACAAUACUGCAAGGUGCCAUUGGAGGUUCAUUUCCUCUCACUGCGAUUCUGUGCUUGUCAAAAGCACUUUGUGAAAUUUGAGCAAUUUAAAAAUGCACAAAAAUACAGAAACACCAUUAGCAACGCAGCAUGGCCACAGCGUGCGUCAGCCAACACUCCAAGUCCAUAGCAGUGCAGUAACAGAGGCUACCACAGUUUCCUCCUGUGCUACUGCGUAUCUGUAGUAAAUACAAUCAUGUGGAUUUGUGUAUUGGUCUGGUGUAAUAGAAGUGUGCUGAUUUAGGAGGCACAGAUUUAAACAGUUGUGGAUGUUAUUUUAGUGAAGUUACUGCUCGGUCAGUGCUUAAAUUAUUGGCCUGUGACCUGAUGUUUAAUGCUUAAUAUCUAAAACGCAGAAAAUCUGGUCUAUGUUGUAUAACUCAGUCGUAGUUAGCACUUUUUACUAAAUACUGAAAUGUGCAGUGUGCACAUAUUAAAUUGUGUGUAAGCCAGAAAUGUGUACAAGUCUAAGGAUAGCCGACUUCCCAAAAAUGCCAAAUGACUGCCCUGAAAGAGCAAGACGGUUGAACACAGUCACUUUGGAAGGCUGAACGUGGUCGGUCGACCCCCCCAGUAUUCUGCCUACAAGUAUAAACGGUGUCAUGUAUAAAAAUCUCUAAAGAGAGGAGAUGCACAACACGCUGGUUUGGAGUUUAGCUUGUUUUUAGUCCCAAACUGUUACUUACUAGCCUAAAAACACCAACUGUUCAGUGUGUGGAGGUGUUUCAGGUGGUGCGGGACACGCUGUGGUAACCAUGUUGGAGGUCCAACACUUUAUACAGCUAUGAAGUCAAAUCCUUCACACGCUGAUCCACAGAGUGCCGUUCACGUCUUAUUCAUCUUGGUCCUGAAAUUGUCUCCAGUUCAGAGACUGCUCGAAAAAAAAUGAACAAAAAUAAAGUCAAAUUAUUAUUAACGCCCACUUCUAUUUGAGCUUUGAUAUAUCAUCACUUAGAAAAGUGAUUCUACGAGUAGUCCUGUCGUGCCUCAUCGUAUUUUACAAAAAUUAAGAUCUGAUGCUAGUGCACGACUGCACGAGCUCAUCCCAUCAAAUUUAGAGAUGCCAUUAAAAAUAACCAACAGCUGUCAAUGAUUGGUGAGAACAAAGCUCUAAUUGAUGUUUUUAAAAACACUGAGCCUCAGCUGCCUGUGGACCUCCACAGUGACACCACACGAGGCCGACGUGACCCACCAGGAGAUCCUCUUAGCUGCACACAAUCAGACCCUGCUGCAUACUAAUAUGAAUAUAAGUCCAGUACGUAUGUAUACUUUAACUGUACUAGCUUGUUAAUACAUGUCAGAUUUUAGCUGUCAGCAAGCUGAAAUACACUAAAACUCCCAUUUCUACCAAAUAGCACUGCUAAUAUGUAGUCACCACAUAAUUAUUACGUGCUUUAAGCAUUUAUUAAUUUAAAUAUUCCCAUCUUUUUCGUUUGACCUGUUGAGCAUAUAAAACCUAUUAACGAGACUAUAUUUAAUAUGCAUGUCGUCUUUCGUUUGCUUUGUUUAGCUGAGCAUAAUGAUUUAUUAGCCUGCUUCUCUCCUCUGUUGAUCCAACUCUUCUGGACCAGGAUGCAGUUUAGAUUCCUGCAGGAUGCAGAAACGUUUCCUGCUGUGUGUGACGGUUGUUUGACGCCCUGUACGACAACCGAAGCCGGCUUCGUUUUUUAAAAAAAUCCAGGCUUAUUCUCCUGUGCAGGUUUACAAAUCCAGUCGUGUGUGGCUGACGCGAUAACAAGCGUAUGAAGCUGAGUGUUUGAGCUGUGAAGACUCUGUAGAUGUUUGUCAUCGAUGAUCCGAGUGAGGCCGACACACACUGAGGAUCAGAGGAGCGUUAGAAUUCCCGUCAAAGCUGGAAAAUGAUUCGUUUAAAUGUGUCACACAUUCAGAGCGCACCGGGUUAGAAAAACCAAGUUAGAUGAAAAGCCAGCGACCCGGUCCUCAGUGUGUUGAGACGCCACUCUUGUCCCCGAGCUGUAAACACAGCAGCUGUCAGUGUGUCCGUUUAACCCUUUAAACUUCAGCCUUUCAUUUUCAGAUGAGUUGCCUAAUGUCUUACCGUAUAUGCUUAAAGAAGCUCUGGGUUUGAUUUCUUUGUAUGAUACUCCUCCUUCAGGUGCUCUCCUAUAACUAUGAGGUUUCCCUCGUGCAUUUCCUCAACAGAUUUUGAUACAGCCACUUUAUUUUAUGGAAAGUAUCAGAAUUAGAAUUUUGGCCCUUAGAUUAAUUAUCACCAUAGUCUCGGGUGCACGUUUUACAAAAAAUGCAUUUUUAGUCAGUUAUCAUUUAUUGCACAACAACAAAAAGCCUAUUUAAAAAUAUUUCAAAUAUCUUUCUUGUAAGUUUGAAGCAUUAUGAUUUAUUUUGUCAGAUGUACACGUACUGUGGUGGAUUCUCAUUGUAAACGUGGCCACAGAUUCAGAUAUGAAGUCAGUGUUUGUUCAUGUCGGCUUUUUAUGCUCUCAGAUCUUUCAGGCACUGAGAGAGACCCCUCGGCACGUUUAAGCCCCACCCACCUGCCGUUGAGCCUUCUGUUUGCCGGACCCAUCCAAUCAGCAGAAAGCUGGCUUAAAGGUAUCUUAAAGAGGGAGGAGCCAGAGUGAAAAAUGCAUUUUAUAAAUCACAGAUUGAGGCCUAAACUUUGGGACAGCAGUCCUUUACUUCCCCAGUUUGCUCUUACGAUGGUAAAUAAAAGGCGGAUUUUAAGGCAAACUGCAGCUCUUAUUAAUAAAAAGACUUUAAAUUAGACUUACAAAAACAACCGCGUACAGUGUGUCAGGUAAAAAGUCUGCUCCAGUUCUGAUUUAUAAAAGUUAUUAUCAGCUACGCCUUCGUAGUGAAAUGUCAAAAACUAAAUCCGUUAAAAAUUCAGCAACGAGGUUGAGAUCAACAGCUUCGCUAACAUCACUCACUCACUAUAAUAAUCACUUUAAGCCGAUGUACAAGUGAGGUUUAAUUUUUAUUGAUUUUAAUAAAAGUAACUGCACAUGAAUGUAACUUUUUACUGACAAAUUUCCCACUAGCCUUGAACUCAGCAUGGCUCCUGUAAGAACAGCAGCUUUUCUCCAUCUCAUUUCAGCUGUUUUUUAAAACCGUGAGGAAACAAACAGGUUUUAUUAAAAUCCUAAAUCUGCAGCAGCUACAGACCUUUCCAGCGCUGUGACGAACUCACUCCUGCCUGUGGUGCUAGAAGUAAAAAACCUUUUUUAUUUAAUUUUUUUUACUACUUUUGUAAUUCUGUAAAUUCUGCUUCAUGUUCCUGAAUAUUAAUCAUCUUUUUCUAUGUAAACCGGUUUUUUGUUGGAUCUUGGCUGUAAAAUAAAAUCGUACGUUCGAUGUGCACCUGAUGACGAGGGAAACCUGCGCUUUGCUUUUAUCGUUUUUUGUUUCUAUUUAACUUCAUGAGGCUAAAGUAGGAAACCUUUAGUUUGACUGUGAGCUUGGGCUUAAGAUAAACGAUUGGUUAUCUUUGGUCCUACUUUUUCAUGCAAGACGUUUUGAUUGUCCCUUAAUAAACUUAUCAAGUACUGACAAAUAA
Messenger RNA from Maylandia zebra (zebra mbuna), 7341 nucleotides. Its product is annotated as MTSS I-BAR domain containing 1. Lineage: Eukaryota; Metazoa; Chordata; Actinopteri; Cichliformes; Cichlidae. Gene Ontology annotation, molecular function: actin binding; phospholipid binding. Gene Ontology annotation, cellular component: actin cytoskeleton; cytoplasmic side of plasma membrane. The record is from RefSeq and is a predicted model, not a curated record. Gene Ontology annotation, biological process: plasma membrane organization; adherens junction maintenance; positive regulation of actin filament bundle assembly.